Antrostomus carolinensis (chuck-will's-widow) is the source of this 1093-nucleotide messenger RNA. RefSeq names its product tRNA splicing endonuclease subunit 2 (gene TSEN2). Gene Ontology annotation, cellular component: tRNA-intron endonuclease complex; cytoplasm. Gene Ontology annotation, biological process: tRNA-type intron splice site recognition and cleavage; tRNA splicing, via endonucleolytic cleavage and ligation. NCBI's taxonomy places the organism in Eukaryota, Metazoa, Chordata, Aves, Caprimulgiformes, Caprimulgidae. The transcript is spliced from 7 exons. The record is from RefSeq and is a predicted model, not a curated record. Gene Ontology annotation, molecular function: nucleic acid binding; tRNA-intron lyase activity. The annotation marks the transcript as partial.
AUGGCAGAAGCAAUUUUUCAUCCCCCAAGAAGGAAAAGAAGAGUUUUUGAGACAUAUGAGUCUCCCUUUCCUGUGGAUGUAGGUGGGAAGGAUUUCAGAAUAUGCCAGGCUGAAAUCAUGAACAACAAUGUUAUUGUGAGGAACCCUGAAGAUAUUGAACAGCUUUAUAGCAAGGGCUAUUUUGGAAAAGGGAUCCUUUCAAGAAGUCGACCAGUGUAUAAUAUUUCAGAUCCUUCACUGGUUGCUAAGUGGCAAGGUGCUAACAUAAACAUGCCUAUAAUUGCAUCAAAAAAGUACCAAUAUCAUGUUCAGUGGGCUAAAAGUAUUUUGCAAGAGCAAGGAUUUGAUGACUGCUCGGUUACCAAAAUUCUUGAAAAUUACACUAAGCCUCUUGAGCUGCCAUUUUUGGAAGAGGAUGGAGCUGAACAAACCAGUGUUAGUUGCAGCAGAAUGGGCCCAAAUGCAGAAAAUACAGAACUUUCUGAACAAUCUUCUACCGCCACUGGAAAUGUAGUAGCCCCAAGUCCUGAGAAUCAGAAUGAAGGCUACAAGAAAGCCUGUUUGGAAGGAGAUCCAGCCUUUGAUCCUGUGGCUGUAUGUGGCUCUAAAGAACAGGAACAAGGUGACUCAAAAGAGAUAGCUGAAGUGUCUUGCCAGAAGCAUGGUUUUCUUGUGCAUUAUGGCUGCAAGGUGAAGGAGAGCACUGAGCAAAGAUCUUGUGAGAUGAUAAAGCCAAAAGAAUGUGCUCCAGAGUAUGUCUUGGUGCAAGAGGAAGAAGAAGGUAGCUUAAAUCCUGAAGAUGAUUCUGCUCAUGUGCAAGAAAAUCCUGUCAAGAAGGAAAAACUAGUAUGCAGAAGAAAUCCAUUUAGGAUUUUUGAAUAUUUACAACUCAGCUUGGAAGAGGCUUUUUUCUUGGUGUAUGCUCUGGGAUGUUUGAGUAUUUAUUAUGGUGAGGAACCCCUAACUAUUUUGAAGCUAUGGGAAGUGUUCAGUGAAGUGAAGCCCAACUUUAAAACUACUUACAUGGCCUAUCACUACUUCCGCAGUAAGGGCUGGGUCCCCAAAGUCGGACUGAAGUAUGGAACUGAUCUCU